AUGGAUAGAAUUGUAACUUGGAAUGUCAGAGGUCUUAAUCUAGCUCAUAAGCAAGGUGUUGUGAAGCAUUUCAUUCACAAACACCAUGUGGGGCUAGUAGGACUUCUGGAGCAUAAGGUGAAGGUUCCUAAUCUUGGGAAUCUUUACCAAAAAGUGUUUUUGAAUUGGUGUUUCACUAGCAAUAGCAGUUAUCAUGAUGGGGGUAGGAUUUUCCUUGCUUGGAAUCCCAGUAGUUUUGUUGUGACUAUUCUGCAAGUUACAAGUCAGCUUAUGAACUGUCUUGUUAAGCCAGUGGGUGGUUCUGAUAGCUUUUAUUGUACCUUCAUUUAUGUUUUUAAUGAAGGUCAUAAGAGAUUGAACCUGUGGAGAGAUCUCAAAGCUUUAUGCACUCAGGAUGCUUGGAUUAUGUGUGGUGACUUUAAUUGUGUAAUGAACCCUGAAGAGAGGAUAGGGGCUCCUGUUAGGAAUGCUGAGAUUGUGGAUAUAUGUCAAUGUAUGCAUUUCUGUGGAAUGGAAGAUAUUAAGAGUGUGGGAAAUUAUUACACUUGGAACAAUAAACAGCAAGGUACUGCCAGAGUUUUUUCAAAGCUUGACAGAAUUAUGGAAAAUUCUACUUGGCAAACCCAAUUUCCCACAGCUGAGGUUUGUUUUAUGAAUGAGGGCACCUUUGAUCAUUCCCCUGGUUUACUUACUGUUUAUCCUAGGACUGGAGGGGGCAAGAAGCCAUUUAAAUACUUCACUAUGUGGAAGAGUUCUCCUGAUUUUUCAUCUAUCAUUCAGCAGCAAUGGAAUACACAACUUCAUGGUACAAAGAUGUAUGUGGUUGUUAACAAACUGAAGCAGGUUAAGGGUGCUUUGAAAGAUUUGAAUAGGUUGGGUUUCUCUGAUAUUCAGGCUGCACACAUUAAGGCAUUUAAUGAUAUGAAUGCAGCUCAACAGGCUAUGCAUUUGAAUCCUUCAGAUGUAACUUUGGCUGACCUGGAAUUGCAGGCUAUCAAUGAAUAUAGGCUGAAACAUCAGGCUUAUUUGGAUUUUUUGAGACAAAAAGCAAAAUUCGAAUGGCUCAAAGCAGGUGAUGAAAAUACUGCUCUUUUUCACCAGAGCAUCAGGCAGAGAAGAACUUUGAAUCAAAUUUAUAGUAUUCAUGAUAUGCAUGGCAUUUGGAAAGAAGAUUCUGCUGAGGUGUCUAUGGCUUUCUUGGAGUAUUAUACUUCCUUAUUGGGUACUACUCAGUCCAAUAGGAAAGCAGUUCUCAGUCAUGUGGUUCAGCUAGGUCACCUCAUAAAUGAUCAACAUAGAGCAAUUCUGAAUGGUCCAUACACUGCAGAUGAAGUGAGGAAGAAUUUUUUUUCUAUUCCAGGGGUUAAAGCUCCAGGUCCAGAUGGGUUUGGUACUUUUUUCUUUAAAGAUUCCUGGAAAAUAUUGUUGGGGAUGAAGUGGUGGCUGCUGUUUUAG
Molecule: messenger RNA, 1455 nt
Organism: Spinacia oleracea (spinach)
Lineage: Eukaryota; Viridiplantae; Streptophyta; Magnoliopsida; Caryophyllales; Amaranthaceae
Exons: 1
Coding region: 1-1455 (484 amino acids)
Molecular function (GO): catalytic activity
Source: RefSeq, a predicted model, not a curated record